Molecule: messenger RNA, 810 nt
Organism: Microthlaspi erraticum
Lineage: Eukaryota; Viridiplantae; Streptophyta; Magnoliopsida; Brassicales; Brassicaceae
Source: the annotation of a GenBank genome assembly
AUGCAAUUCAUAGGUGAUAUUGAAUUGUGUUUUGGUUCUUCGUCUUCGCAGUUCUGGGAUUUACUCCAUUUCGUGUUCUGGGUUCAUCGUAUCGAGAGACAUCGAUUUCGAUUUCGUAAAGAUAGCAAUCAAGUUUGCAGAGAUAUCGUAUAUCUGAAAAUGGCGUUCUCCAACAAACUCGGCGGUCACUUGAAACAAAGCGUUCUCCAAAACAGAAAUGUGCCAGUGACAUCGAUGCUUGGUUCUCUCCGCUACAUGGCCACAAAGCUUUACAUUGGUGGUCUAUCACCUGGAACUGACGACCAGUCCUUGAAAAACGCUUUCUCUAGCUUUAACGGAGUCACAGAAGCAAUGGUCAUGACAAACAAAGCGACUGGGAGGUCUAGAGGUUACGGAUUUGUCAAUUUCGUCAAUGAGGAUUCUGCAAAAUCUGCUAUUUCAGCUAUGGAUGGACAGGAGCUAAAUGGGUUUAACAUUCGUGUGGACGCUGCAAAAGAAUGGCCAAGUUUGCCAUUGUCUUUGGAAGAGGGUGUGAUAGAAGAUGAGAAGAACGGGAAUAAGAUGGUGAGCCGAUCUGUGUGGAAAGAUCCGUUCGUUGAUGCGUUCUUGAUGAAGAAGAAGAACGCAGCGUUGAGCAAGAAAAUUUGGUCUAGGAGGUCGACGAUUCUACCGGAGUAUGUUGAUUCGAUGGUGAGAAUCUACAAUGGCAAAACUCAUGUGCGUUGUAAGAUCACUGAAGGCAAAGUUGGGCAUAAGUUUGGAGAGUUUGCGUUUACAAGAAAAUUGAAGAAGCAUUCUCAAAAAAAGUAA